Molecule: messenger RNA, 1422 nt
Organism: Lasiosphaeria miniovina
Lineage: Eukaryota; Fungi; Ascomycota; Sordariomycetes; Sordariales; Lasiosphaeriaceae
Exons: 1
Coding region: 1-1422 (473 amino acids)
Source: RefSeq, a predicted model, not a curated record
AUGAGUUUCGUCUCCAACUACCCACCGGCCGGGUCCAUGACCCGCGUCUUCACGCCGCCGUGCGGGCCCAUCACCAACGCGGGCUACGGGCCGUCGUCGUUCAUCGGCGAGCACGGGCACGCCAACUACGCGUCGUCGUGCGGGCCGCCGGGCUGGCUCGACCGCAACGCCGGCGAGUUCUCGGUUGGCUACUUCUCGCCCGCCAUCUGCCCGGCCGGCUACACGGCGGCGUGCACAUGGUACGACGUGGCGCAAGGGCCGGCGCCCGCAGCCGGCACCGAGACGGCCAUGAACUGCCUGCCCAGCGGGUACGCGUGCAACACGGCCGUGCUGCGCCACGGCACGCUCACCGCCGCCGCCCUCGGCGACAAGAAGAGACAGGAGGGCGCGUCUACGCUCACCGAGGCCCCCUACUUCUUCAUCCGCUGGCGCGCCCAGGACUUGUCCGUCUUCGAGACCCACCCGCUGUCGCCCGGCGUGUACCUGGUCAACGGGAUCCCCGAGUCGACGUCGGUGUCGACGCCGACCUCGUCAUCUUCCGCAACGACAGGCCCAAUAACGUCGCCGUCCAAGUCGUCGUCAUCCUCCUCCUCCUCCAGCACCGCGAUCCAGACCGACACCUUGCCCCCUCCCUCGUCGCCAUCGUCAUCAUCAUCCCUAUCCACCGGGGCGAUCGCGGGCAUCGCGGUGGGCGCGAUCGGCGGCGUGGCGCUGAUCGCAGCGGCAGCCGUGUUCGUGUGGCUGCGCAAGCGCAGGGCGGCAGCACAAGGGACACAUCCCGCCGUGCCCGAGCUGCACGACCCGAAAGCCGUGCCCGAGCUCGACGCGCCGCCGCAGGGGGGCGGCCUGAAGGAGCUCGCCGCCGUCAAGGACCCGCUGGACCCGCAGGAGCUGGCCCUGACGGCGGCAGCGGCAGAACUCCCUACCGAGCGGCACGACCAGAGCACCCCCGCCGAGCUCUCGGCGGCGACAACAUCACCCGCAACAAGGGCGGCGUACCACCUGUCCACGCCGUCAGACAGCCCGGGCCACGGCAGCGGCCAAGGAAACGACCCGUGGACGCCGAGCCCUGUCGCGUCGACCUCGUCGCCCAACACCGCAACGACAGCCACGGCGACAACAACAACAGCGUACAUACCAACACCGCCGCCGUGGGCGCCCGAGACGGAGCCGCUGCCGGGCCCGCCGCCGGCGCUGGUAUCGGACGGCGGGUCCGGGUUCGAGGCGGCGCACGACGACGAGCUCGCCGAGCUGCGCGCGCGCAAGGCCGAGAUCGACGCCAAGCGCCAGCGCCUACUGCAGCUGCAGCAGCUCGACGACGAGGAGCAGGGCCUGCAGCGGCGUAUGCGCGAGCUUGCCUCUGGUGGCAACAGAGGGGGGUCUGGGUCUGGGUCCAGGACUGGGGCGGGGAUGGGGGGUUAA